AUGGAGACUUGGAGCAAUGAGAAGUCAGCCCGUUUCCUCAGGAUGUACACAGUGGAACUCCCACCCUUGCUCAGAUGGGAUCUGAGAUGGUGUUGGGAUGCUUUUUCCCAUCACCCGACCCAGGACACAGUCCAACAUCCAGAGCAAUCCAACACCCUGCCAAGGAACUCAACUCAGUGUAACCCCAAGGAAAACUCCUGCGGCAGGGAACUCACAGUGACAGAGGAUGACUCCCCAUAUUCACUUAUUCGCCUCCUGAAGAAGAAAGAAGCCCAAGAGAUGGAAAAGGCCCUGGCAGAGAAAUACAAGGCCUCCAGGGAGAGGAUGAAAGUCAUCGCUGACCAGUGGAGGGACCUGCAUGCCAAGAGGGCCCAGCUGAAAGCCUACGUGGAGAGAUGUGGAAGGACUAUACAGGAACGCGAAGAGUUACGAAUCCAGGCUCUGGAGAUAAACAGCCAACAGAGAGAGGAGAAGAUGAAAAAGGAUGGUAAGCUUUUGAGAGCCAAGAUGGAACUGGAAGCCCUCAGAAAAAAGCACUGGAAACUCUGCAAAAGAGUGCAGAAGUGCUCCAUCUUCAAGGAAGACCUGGAGAAUGUGGUGAAGUUCUCACAGUUUGAGGACAUCUCAGAAGUCACUUCAUGGUACAAGUUGCUGGUGAGGACACAGAAGGACCUUAUGCAGUCACAACAGGGGCACAAGCAACUGACUGAGCAAGACAAGGUGUUACUGGAACAGUACAGAGCAGAGAAAGAAGCUGAGAUGCUUCAGUACAAAAAUGAGCUGGUGCAGUUCAAACUACAUUUUGACCAGGCUCAAAGUGACAUCCCCCUCUGGGAGGCUCACUGGGCUGACAUCCAGAGCAAGACUUCUGAGAAAACCAGGAAGCUGUGGACCAUCAAGCUGGCCAUCCACAACCUUUUCCAGUCCACCAACAUGUGGCUGCAAGCAGAGUGGAAUGUGUUGAAGUAUGACAGCUGCAGACAGCUGAAAAUGGUAAAGCCAAGACAGAAAGAGGAGCAGUAA
Messenger RNA from Corvus hawaiiensis (hawaiian crow), 1023 nucleotides. Its product is annotated as coiled-coil domain-containing protein 42-like. The transcript has 6 exons. Lineage: Eukaryota; Metazoa; Chordata; Aves; Passeriformes; Corvidae. The record is from RefSeq and is a predicted model, not a curated record. Gene Ontology annotation, biological process: spermatid development. Bases 1 to 1023 code for a protein of 340 amino acids.